Paralichthys olivaceus (Japanese flounder) is the source of this 1205-nucleotide messenger RNA. RefSeq names its product adaptor related protein complex 1 subunit sigma 3a (gene ap1s3a). Gene Ontology annotation, biological process: vesicle-mediated transport; intracellular protein transport. Gene Ontology annotation, cellular component: intracellular membrane-bounded organelle; membrane coat; AP-1 adaptor complex. Lineage: Eukaryota; Metazoa; Chordata; Actinopteri; Pleuronectiformes; Paralichthyidae. The record is from RefSeq and is a predicted model, not a curated record. Gene Ontology annotation, molecular function: clathrin-cargo adaptor activity.
GUGGAGAAGGUGUGCGCGCGCUCCGCAGCAACAAUGUCUCCUCUUCUUCAAACCCUCGAGGGAAAGUGUGAGUGAGGAUCAGGAACCUGAGGAGCUGAGUGUGGGAGACUUCUACUGACUGUGACAACAUGAUGCGCUUCCUGUUGCUGUUCAGCCGGCAGGGGAAGUUGCGGCUGCAGAAAUGGUUCACGCCGUUGACGGACCGAGAGAAGAAGAAAAUGAUCCGGGACAUGCUGAUGUUAGUCUUGGCCCGCCCACCACGUUCCUGCAACUUCCUCCAGUGGAGGGACCUCAAGAUUGUUUACAAGAGGUACGCCAGCUUGUAUUUCUGUGUCGGACUGGAGGAGCAGGAUAACGAGCUGCUGGCCCUGGAGGUGCUGCACCGAUACGUAGAGCUGUUGGAUAGAUACUUCGGAAAUGUGUGUGAGCUGGACAUCAUUUUCAACUUUGAGAAGGCGUACUUCAUCCUGGACGAAUUCCUGAUGGGAGGAGAAGUCUUAGAAACGUCCAGAUUAGCUGUGGGUGCAUCGCUAGAGGAGGCCGACACAUUCCAGGAGACGAUUGACGAAUACAUGAGCAAGCCUGCCUACUGAGCCGAGACCAUGAGGGUGUCGGGACUUUGAGCGAAAGGUUUAUUACUCUGGGAUACUUUGACUAUUACUAAAGACUAAUUUUGCAUCAUGCUGUGGUUGAACAAUUACCACAAACCUACUUUUACUUUCGUUUUCAAGAAUUGUAAUUAUGUUUGUCUAAAAGUGCCUUCUAGUCUUCAGAUUCGUUACUCUCAGGUUUUAUGAGGAGAUGUUUUUUUAAUAUUUAUUAACUAUCUAAAUAUGUUCUUGCAACCACAGCGACACAUGGCAGGCAAAACACGUUUAUUAUUUAAUGAAGAAACACCACAAAGUAAGGAAAAAAUAAAGUCAAUGCUUUAUUAACCUCAGAUUUGUCACAUAUGACCACAUUUGAAAAAGAAUUACCAAAAAAAUAAAAAUAAACACAAGUGAAUCUAAGGGAUGCAACACUGAUUGUGUUUGUGUGUGUACGUGUAAAUGUGUGUGAGUGUGUGUGAGUGUGUGUGUGUGUGUGCAUUGAAAUGUGAGGCUGGUGAGUCACAUGUACUGAAUGUUAAGCAAAAAAAACAAAACAUCAAAUGUAUAACAAUGAAUGUCUCAUAUUUCUGCUAAUAAAUAACUUUUGUAAACCUA